Molecule: messenger RNA, 9631 nt
Organism: Conger conger (European conger)
Lineage: Eukaryota; Metazoa; Chordata; Actinopteri; Anguilliformes; Congridae
Gene: elk1
Product: ETS transcription factor ELK1
Exons: 9
Coding region: 704-2263 (519 amino acids)
Biological process (GO): regulation of transcription by RNA polymerase II; cell differentiation
Cellular component (GO): nucleus
Molecular function (GO): sequence-specific DNA binding; DNA-binding transcription factor activity, RNA polymerase II-specific
Source: RefSeq, a predicted model, not a curated record
GAGACCGAGGAGGCUGAGAGCGAGAGCGCAACGUGAAAGUGAAGUAGCCGAGGCGUUUGUGGAAACAGGAAGCAAAGAGGAAAAGCAAAGGAUUGAGACCGCCUGCAGUCGGACAGUAAAGGGAACACUGUUUAGUGACCGAUGUGUAUCAUGGACCACCAUGGAAAAUCCCGUCUAUUACGAGAGAAACAAGAACACGUUUUGAGGUGCUUCGAAAAGAGUCAUUUGGUCUCGAAUUAACCAGUCAGCAAUCUAAUGUUGUGUCUUCAAAUUGUCACAGUGCGAACGAAGGGGAGUGACUGAAGGGGUCCUCGAUAGGGUGUAAAUUCUACAAUUUAGCUAGGUGGCUAUCGAGGGGCUCUUGGAAUGAACUAGCUACGGAAUUAACAACAGCAAUCAGGUAUUCUAGAGCUGAUAGCUGACCAGGUAGCUAGCUAGCUAACCCUGUUGCUAAAGAGAACAAUUCGAUAAGCAAACAACAUUAGCUAGACCGCUAGCUAGCUAACCAGCUACCAUAGCUAGCUAGCGGAAUAGCUAACAUGGUGGAGAUGUAUCUGUUAUUAUCAGAGUACUGUUACAUAAUUCCAGAACCUCGAUCGCAUCACGCUGUUUCUCUUUUCACUCAAAUCGACUUUUGACAUCUUCAUUGACCAUAACCAGAAUGGAUGCAGCAACAGAGAGGGAGUAAGCGACAUCGAAAAACAUGGAUUCGAAUCCUCUUAUAAGUGCAGCCAUGGACCCGUCCAUCACGCUAUGGCAGUUCCUGCUGCACCUCCUGGAGGACCAAAGCCACAGACACCUCAUUUCCUGGACGUCGAGCGACGGCGAGUUCAAGCUGCUGGACGCCGAGGAGGUGGCGCGCCUCUGGGGCCUCCGCAAGAACAAGACCAACAUGAACUACGACAAGCUCAGCAGGGCGCUGCGCUACUACUACGACAAGAACAUCAUCAAGAAAGUGAGCGGCCAGAAGUUUGUGUACAAGUUUGUCACCUACCCUGACCCGACGGCCGCGGAGGGGAUGCGGCCGGGGGAGGAGUCACAGCGACAAGAGAGCCAAUCAGCAGACGUCGCCCUGGGCAAGCCCGGCGUGGGGGGCGGGGCUCCGGCCAGCCUGUCGAAGAGCCUGCAGGUGCAGCGCUCCUCCCCCAGCUGUGUCCAGCGCAGCUCCAGAAACGACUACAUGAAGUCAGGACUCUACUCCACCUUCACCAUCCAGUCCCUGCAGACGCCCGGAAAGGCCCAGAAGCCCAUCAAAACUGAGCUCUUACUGCCCCUGGAGGGCCUCCCCAAAGUGAGCAGCGUGGAGAAAGCUCUACCUGAGACACGCAUGAGCUCGCUGCAGGGGCGUGGCUGUGUGGAGAACAGCCUGCAGGUGAUCGUCACCCAGCCCUCGCCGUGCGCCACGCCCGCCCUCAGCCCCCAGACCCCGUCAGGCUCGGCCACCGGAAGCUCUGUGCAGAAGGUCCAGAGUGCGGGAGACCCCCCUCAGAUCUACCUGACCAGCGUCUCGGACCCCAGCUCUCUCACCCCCCUCAUCCCGCUGGCCCCCGUGCCCCCCCACGGGGCUUCGGGGGAGUGCGUGGGGCCCCCGCCCCAGAGCCACCAGGUGUUUGUGGUCAUCAAGCCUCCAGCAGCCAAAGAGGACCUGCCCUCCGAGGACGAGCUGCUGGAGCUGGUGGGCCUGGAGGACAAGCGCCUGGAGGAGGUACCGGAGGCCACCAUUGUGCCAGACAGGGCUGAAGCUCUGCCCUCAGUGGAAUCUCCUCCCCCCUGUGUUGAACCAGCCACCCAGCCCGUGGGGGAGGGGGAGGGGGGCGGGAAAGGCAAAGCAGAGCUUCCAGAAAACUCUGUGACCCCAGCAGUCGCCCUGCCCAGCUCCUCCCCACAGGAAGUUCAGCCCCCGAAAGCCAAGAAGCCCAAAGUCCUGGAGCUGCCGUCCUCACCCACACUGCUGCCCCCAGGGCUGUCGCUGGACAAGGCCAACGCUGUGGUCAACAGCCUGCUGGCCCCCGGGAGUGCCACCAACACCCUGACGCCCACCGUCAUCACCUCCCACGCACUGACCCCCGUCCUGCUGACGCCCAGCCCCCUACCAUCCACCAUCCACUUCUGGAGCACACUCAGUCCCAUCGCCCCCCGCAGCCCAGCCAAGCUGUCUUUCCAGUUCCCCUCCAAUGGAAGCAAUCAUAUCCAUAUCCCAGCUCUGAGUGUGGAUGGGCUGUCCACUCCGGUUGUGCUGUCUCCAGGACCACAGAAGCCCUAAGCCAUGGCCUUCGACAGUCUCCCUGCCCUGUGCGAGGGAGCGCAGGAGGGUCAGACUCCCUACCCUACGGGGGGGUAUGGGGGGGGCACUUCCCAGCUCAGCCUAGGGCUGGACUGAGCGCAGGCGAAGGUGCCACUUGUUGCCGGUGGAGUCCGGAGUGGAGUGCCCAGUGCCACUGUUUUACAGGCCUGCGUGCACUCUGGCGCCACCUGCUGGCCCACCUCCUGUGCCUGAGAGGGUCAAAGGGCAAAUCAGUGGCUUUCUUGGCACUGCGUCUCAAAGGCGGUCUACCUGCCCUCGUCUGUGUGUGCCGUUUCCCGUUAUUUAUUUUUUUAACCUCAACAGUAGAUAUGUAAAUGCAUCCUUCUCUCUCUCUCUCUCUCUCUCUGUUAUUAAAACUGAAGAAUUGAUCAUCCUCCAGGCUAUAAUCGGCCUAGAAAAUGGUGUCUUCACCAGCUUGUGUUUGUUGUUUUCCGGAGGAGUACUAACAUGGAAUGUUUUAUUCUGACAGUUCUCACCCAUUCCAUGGCUUCUGCUCUUUCUCCGGUCGCAUUGAGUCGGGCCGGUCCGUUUGGAGGACCUCUGCCGGCCGUGCUUGUGUGAGAGUGGGACUACAUUUCGGGGGGGGGGGCGAUUCGGAAGACCAUGGCCAUGCCAUUGUGCAUAUUAUGCCAUGUGCCCUUUCUUUUUCCAGAAGUCAUGUCGUCCAAACGCCACAGGUCUCCUCCUCCACGGGACUAUCAGAGCCUGUCUCUGUCCCGCCGUGACGUCUGUUCCCGGGUAGUUGCAACGUUUUCGCAAUCACGGCGUUUCAUUUUUUUAAUCUAGAAGGAGUCACGUUUUCCUGGAAACGGCCUAGGAGGGAGCGUCCAACGCCAGGUGGAUGUUUUUCAAAGCUGUAAUGAAAGAAUUGUGAUAGAGUUUAUUUUUAAAGGAAAACUAUGGGAUUGCAUUCCAGAUUUAUUUUUCCAUUACGUGUGUCCGGGUUUCAUUCCACGGUCAUUCCAGUCUUUCUUUAAGACAUUCCCUGUUUGUCUAACUGUAUGUGAAAGAAAACACUUAGUAGACAAUGUGCUGAUUUCUUGGAUGGAAUUGGGUCUUUGGAGUGUAACGUGCAUGUGAAACUUUUCUAGUUUUAUGUUUUUAUGAAUUCUUAGAGGAGACCAAAGCCAGCUGUUUUGAUGAAAUCUUAAAACAAUGUUUAUUUUUAAAGCUACACUGUUUGCUGUCAUUCACAAAAAAGGGCUAUAAUACUCUUUAUUCUUGUAUUCUACCAAAUGCUGAAAUUUGAAAAUCCAGAGUUUACUUGAGUAGUACGUUAGAGAAAAGGAUCUCUGGGUUCUGGGUCAUAGUUUUACUGGAUGUAAGAAUAGAAUGAUGUAUAUUGUUGAAGAUUAAUGAAACUAUUUUAAAGAGAGGGUAUUGUGUAAAAAAGAAAAUGCCCAAACACAAAAAAAAAAAAAAAAACUGACUGUACUGACUGAAUUUAAUAAUUUGAAUGUUUUUUUUAAUGUUAAUUGUAUAUUCAUGGUAUCUCGACUGGAUAUGCAGAUAUUUGUUAGGUGGGGUUUGUUCAGUUGAGAUCAUGGUGUUCCAUGCUAAGAGACAGGUUCUGUCUGCACCUGCGUACAUGUCUCUGACGGGGGCCACGCAGAAGCCAAGGUAAAUGGCAGAGCAUAUUUUUCAUAUACUCACACGUAGUUGAAUGGUUUGGCUUGGUUGCAGUCUUAUACUAUUAGUAUUGUAAAUAAUACUAAUUAUCAUGACUGCUUCUGUGCGUUUAAAAAGACAGAGCCUGUUUAUUGUAAUUGGUUGGUAUUAGUAAAGAAAUGCCUGUUGCUUUUUAAAACAAAUAUUUGUAUAUCCAUGGAAGUACUGAAGCGUUGAAAAUUAUGCAGACUUUUCAAGUGUGUGAGUUGCAUUGUUUUUCUAGCUUACAUUCCUGGUUUGGGUCUUACUAGAUGCAAAUGUCUGAUAGAGAUAACACCUGGAUAAACAUGUUCAGCAUUCAGGGCUUCAGAAACAUGCCUCUCCAUUUCAGAGGGAGUACUUUACACAUGUUCUGAACACGGAUAAGUGGUCCAGCAUCACGUGUUAUGGCCUUUCCAGUGUAAACUUGAGUAGAAUAGCAGUCUUUUGAAACACAUGGAUUUUGAUGGUUUCUUGGAGUUCUAAAGCAAUCCAGCUUUAGACAUUAAGGCAGCACUUCUAAAAUUGUCCUUUAAGGUUCAUGGUGAUAAUGUUUCAAAGUCUGUUUUUCGCACUUCGAGCUUGCAAUCUGCAUAAUAAGGACAGUGAUAAUUAAUUGUUGCUGUGGUUACUUGGUUAUGUGAUUAUGUCUUGUAAUUAUGGAGAAUAUCUGAGUAAUUGUAAUUCUGUGGGUGGGGAUUCAAUUCAAGUGCAACGUUUUUACCUUAACUCUUUACUUUAGAUUUUUAAACAAAAUUCCCUUUUGUCAUACAGCUGAAUGAAAUGUGUAAGUAACUGAAACAGUAAGAGUUUUAAUUUGCAAGCUGAGGCUAUGCCCCUGUGCUUUGAUUGAAUCGCCAUCUUGGACAGCGGUUGUGCUGCAUGUAUUUAGCUCAAGGUGAAAUCCAAAAGUAGUGAUUGACUGUUUGUAUCUCCCUGUCUGUGAACCUGUGCAGCCUCUGCUUACAGACGCAGGUGACCAGCACAUCCAAAGACAUGUUUUAAACGGUAUUAUCUGCAGCUGAAAUGAUGUCAUUGCCCAUGAACAGCACUUACUGAAUUGCAGAGUCUCAGCACUUCUGCAGGGGAUAGGUCACGUGACCAUCCAGCCCCCCCCCCCCCAUCCCUCUCUCACCUUAUCUGGAGUAUAACCAAGGCCAUACUGCGAGGUACCAGUGAUUCCGUUUAUUGCACUUUACUCAUUAAUCAGCCAAACCUUUAAAGAAGAGGACUGUCCUGGAGGGAUUCCGGUCCAGGAUUUGACCAUCCCAGUUGGAAUCCCAGGGAUCAUCAAAUCUGGCCCUUUAAUCCAAAUCCAGCCCUGGUUUCCUUUACUCCUAGGUAAUUAACUGAACAACUAGUGCUACUGAACUAGUGCUAGGCUUCACACCUGACUCCCAGGUAAAGGGAGGGUGGAAAGCCAGCCAUGAUUUGAUGAUGCCUGUUGUAAACCAUUAAUACGACAGCCACAUAAAUGCCAUCUAAGUACACUUUAACCACAUUUUCCUUUAUGCAUUUGAAGCCUGUACACUCAACAUUGUACAUUUUGUGCUUAUCGUAAAGUACAGAUGCAAGAGGGGCUAGAUGCCCCCUCCCUUAUAUUUACACUGAGAAUACCCUUUCAUCUUUCUAAAGUGGAAGCAUUGGUUACUGACCGAAUUAUAAUUUCAUUAUUGCACCAGCAACUGUAAAAGAAAGAAGACUAAAAGAAAAUCAAUUUCUAAACGGAUAUUUCUAAAGAGAUUCAUGGAAUGUUCAUUGCUAUUGUUUUACGUGACAGCAUAAAUGAUACUGGUGAGCUAAAAGAUACAUUUCUUUGUCUCUUAUGUCCUGAUUCUGUUAAACUAAAGUACCUCUGUGCUUUUUUGGAAUCUUUCGAUUAUUACGUGGAACCUAAGGGCAAAUACGUAUUGUAACUGCAAAUGCAUUUCUUAUCAGACUUUGCUGUUCUUAAACUGACUAAGUCAGUUAAGUUGAAGUUAAUUAUUGUGCUUAAGCACAAAAAACAGCACAAGGUAGCACAAAAAUAGCCUCUCAAAUGAUGAAGUUAUGGAUAUUUAUUAUACAGUAUACAGGAAUGUUGGUUGCCAUCGUAUCUCACAGAGUAUGUACAGCAGCAGCUCAUUCUGAAUGUGGGACACCAGAAUACGGACCGUCUGAAAGACUGCAUACAUGUAAACAGUCAGUGUCAUAAAUAAAUUGGUUUGCAAUGAAAACCUAAACACAGAAUCCCUAGCUAUUAUCACUGUUAAGUACCAAGGCCCCAUUUGCAGAUUUUACAUUUAAAGUAAAAGCAACAGACCAAGUGGAUUAUAUUUGCAGAAUUUUGCAGAAGCCCAUAUGAUUUUGGGAAUGGUGGCUUUAGCUGAGGUGGGAUCCAAAUAAAAACUUAAAAUACUUAAAGGUGAACCACUACCAACAGGUAGAGGAAAGCAUUAGGGUCAUAUACUAUAGCCAAGUUGAUGUCUGGACUCAAAGCCAUAACAUGACAUGUAUAUAACUAAAAUAUUUUAAUAAAAAACCUUUAUUGACAUGGCUGCACUUAAAACUGCUCCAAUCAUUUGGGCAUUGUGAACUACCAUGAUGUAACCUUCAUGUGAAGUACCAUUGCACACUCCUUCAGGUUAAUUUCCUCCUUUCUAACAAUGUGCCAGAGAACCUCAGGCUGUACGUUUGUAAUGAACAUAUUUAUUAGUAUUAUCAUGAUGCUUUUCACACACAAUGUGCCCUUGUCCCUGACUGGCUGAAAUGUACCACAUGGUGUAUGUAACCCAAUCAGAGGAGACAUCAUUUAUGGUGAAGAGGUAAAAGUAACAUGCCAUAUUUGAUCCACUGGAAGUAUUCUUACAUUUUUAUGUAGGUUUGAUGUACGUAGUACUCUGCGGUUCUUACAUUCUUGUUAUAUGUACGUUUUUCCACGUUAUUGGAGAGUCGCAAGUAAAUAAAACAUCUCUUUUGAUCUCAUUAUUGGAGGUAUAUACACUUUUACUGAAUCCCAAGACCAUUGAAAUUCACAAGGCCAUUGGAGGAUGUUGAUAAAUUCUGCAUUUUCAAGGCAGCUGUAAAGCUCAACCCCUUGCCCGGGGACUGUGACCUGUGAUGAUUAGUGCUUCUGGGAUGCAUGUCCUUCACAAUAUGUAAAGGAAUGUGUUCGCUGGCAGCAGUCACCCUGAACGUGUUUAUUGGAGGGUGGCAGAGCUCCAAAUGAGCUUUUUCACAUGGGAGACCCUUGUUCAUAUGCAGGUACAACAGCAGAAAACAACGGAUCAUUUGACAAGGGUUUUUUAAGGUAUUGUCCUUACUUUGGAAGGUUGCUUUGGCUUUACAGAACAUACAAUAUCAAGCCUGCUCACUGUGACCUUCAGAUUUAAUAUUAGCCAUUCAAAAAUCAAAUCUAAAUUCCCGAAUGUGAUCCUAACAAAUAUGUAUACGUCUGCUCAUGAAGGUGCUUUAUUUUUGUGAUAAAGGCUUUGCUUUGAGCCACGAUGCAUUGCUACAGCUGUUGUGCUUUCUGUGACAGGAGUAUGUGACUUUCUGUGUUCCUGCAUUUGUAAUGUUUCCUUUUUUCUGCACCUGAUCUUUGAUGUAUGUACUGUAAAUGGAUUUGACAUGAUCAUUUAUAUCCCUUCUGGAGUAGGAAUGAGUAAAGCUCUAUUUUAAGCCUUUAAUUAGGCAGCCUUUUGCCAUGCUGUCUCAGCUCUCCAUGCCUCGGAGGUCAGAUCAUUAACACAGGACGCUUGGCCGUUGAAUCCUGGGCGUUGGACCAUGGCUUUGAACUAUGUGCUAUAUCAUUUAUUCCAUGGGGGAUUGAAUAUUUCCAGGGGAACAAGUUUAGGUUUGUAGUUCUAUUGGCGAAGUCACCCUGGGUUAAAAAUAUUAACCCUGCAAACAAGCAUUUCCUACUGCAAUGCAGUGUAUUCGCUACCCUUUCCCUUAUUAGCUAUGAAUAGAUGAUGCUUCUUAAAAUAGUGAGCAUUACAGUAUGCUUUUAUUUCCGUUAUUUACAUGUUGUCUAUUUUCUUUAGUAGGUCUGAGCAGUGUUGUAACUGGGAUGGAUGUCAUGCUCAUCCUGUAUGAACAGUUGACUGUUGCUUCUUAAGGUUCUUGCAGGUACGCCAGGCCCCUUGUCUCCCAAUUGGAAUCAGUGCAAUUUGGUUAGAUCUCGGCACUAGCAGCUGGUUUUUGUGAAUGCAAUCAAAUGUCAGGUUAUACUGAACCCCUUUCAAGACUGUUAAAGUUUUUCUAUCACCACGGUAACCCGCCAUUCAAAAGAUGAAACCAAAGCCUUAAUGAUUGGAUAAUAAUAUUUUGUUGAUGUUGAUUGUCUGUGGAAAAAAAAAUUACAUUUGUUUAUAUCUGUUAAAAAGAUGUAAUUGUCCACUCUGUCAACUAAGAGUAUUUUAAAUCACUUAAAACCGCAAGUCAGAAUAGUUGAGGACAAAAAUAUUGUCCACAUGAUAUGUUGGCAUUUUUAACAAUAUAGUUUAAAGAAUAAAAAUGAAAAAUGUGAUGGUAUAUGUAUUUUUAAUAUAUGCAAAAUGAAAACAACUGACAAGUCAAAUCAUUUUAUGUAAAAUGAAAUGCAUCAAAAUAUAUCAGUUGGCACACCAUUGCCCAUGAACAGCUGCUCAAAAAAGUGCCCUAAAACACAGUUAUGGCUUGGUGUACAGAUGUGUACCCCUUGGUUUCCCAAUCAAGCAGUAACAAAUACCACAACAAUGGCAAAUAAGUAGUCUUAUCAAGAACACCAUCAUAUAGAUCACCAGCUAAGAAAAUACGACAAAUACGAUGUGGGUUUAAAAGCAUCUUGAGGUUUACUUCCUGCACAGAGCUUGUGUUGAUACUGACUUUAAUCGUGUUAUUUCAGCAUGUAAGUCUUGUAUAUUCUGGUGCGGUAUUUCUCUGUUUACUAUUGAGACCAUUAGCAGUAGAAUAACCAAUAACCUUAUCAUUAUAAACCCUGGCCAAUUCUAAAUGUAGACUGGUCUCAUUCACCAAACACUGGAUGUGCAUUCUAACAUUACAUUAUAUUUACUGGAGAUGCACAAUGUCAUAAUGCAUCAUCCAUUUGGGGAAUAUAUAUAUACACACACAUGUGCUUGAAAUUUCAAUUAUUUUUUUAUAAGACAAAAGGCUUUGGUCAGAUGCCUCAUAUCAAAAGAACUGAAUUAUGGGCUGCAGUAUCUACUCUCUUUUAAAAGUACAUACAUAUUCUUCACACCUUGAAUCUAAGGAGACUGAUUUCUUUUAGUAUGCUUUAUAUUAUGUAAUAAAAAUCUAUAUUAUAUGGCUUUGUAUAUUAAGAAUGUAUUUUCCUGUGUGUUGGAGAAACUUGAUGUAAAUGUCUGUGCAAAUAUGUCUUAGAAUUCUGGCUUCAAUGAGUAAAAUGACAAUAUUGUUAAGAAAUAUUUUCUGUUGCUGUUGCAUAACUUUGCAGAUGUGCAUAGGGACCCCUCCCUUUCCCAAUAGUGCCACCACUACUGGGGAUUUAUUUAGAGAAGGGAGGGGUCGCUUUUAUUUUUAAAGAUUUCCCAAUAUAUUGUACCUACUGAAAAGAGAUAAACUAUUUUUAAUCUGCACUGUCUACUUUGUUUAUAUAUGUUAAAAACAUGAAUAUUGUUUUCUAAAAAAAACUGGAACUGACAUAAAAAAAAUAAUAAAAUCCUAUUUUGUUCUUUA